Phymastichus coffea is the source of this 1078-nucleotide messenger RNA. RefSeq names its product arrestin domain-containing protein 2 (gene Vdup1). The record is from RefSeq and is a predicted model, not a curated record. Lineage: Eukaryota; Metazoa; Arthropoda; Insecta; Hymenoptera; Eulophidae. The coding region runs from base 52 to 1068 and encodes 338 amino acids. Gene Ontology annotation, cellular component: cytoplasm. Gene Ontology annotation, biological process: protein transport. The transcript has 5 exons.
AUGACGAUGGAACAUCGCUAACUCAGGACAAAACGAAAGACGAUCAUCAGAAUGACGCGAAAAUUGAGCAAAUUUCUCAUCCUAUUCGAGAAUACCAAUCUUCUCUACUUUCCUGGACAUUUCCUUUCGGGUCGAGUGCUCAUUGAACUCGACGACGAGGCAUACGUAUCAGGACUGCACUUCCACGUGAUAGGCGAAGGCGUGGUACGAGUGCGCAGUCAACGCGCCGAGCGUGUCUACGACAAGGAGAACUACAUCGACUUUCGUAUGCGAUUACUUGGCGAGCCAGGUGAUGGCCCGUCGUUGUUGUCACCGGGCAUACACAGUUUUCCCUUCAAGCUUGGCUUACCACUGGGACUACCAUCGACCUUUCUCGGCAAGCACGGAUGGGUGCAGUACUACUGUAAGGCUGCGCUAAGGGAGCCUGGCGGUCUUGUGCACAAGAAUCAGCAGGUGUUCAUUGUCAUGAACCCCAUCGACUUGAAUUUGGAGCCACCGAUAUUAGCGCAACCAGCCCGAUUAGAAGUGGAGCAGCACGUUGGAGUAUCGUGUGUUUCCGGAGGUCCAGUAUUCUGCCGAGUAAGUCUCGACAGGGGCGGUUACGUUCCAGGCGAGAGCAUCGGUAUCUCGGCUACCGUGAGCAACCGCAGUAAAGUCACCAUGAAGUCAACCAAGGCUUCGCUCACCGAAACAAUUCAGUACCUAUGCCGUGGUAAAAUACUUGCCAGCGAGACUCGCGAGCUUGCCAGUGUAUCCAGAGGUAAAAUCAGACCUGGCGAGGGCGAAGAAUGGUUGAACGAACAGCUGUACGUGCCACCUUUGCCACCCACUAAUUUGAGAGGAUGUCAUUUGAUUAACGUUCUUUAUCAUGUUUACUUCGUGAUAACUCCGAAGAGUUUGGACAAGGAGAUAAAACUUCAGAUUCCAAUAGUACUGGCGACAUACCCACUCCGACAAGAAGGUGCACCAGCUGGCACUGCACCAUCCAAACGCGGAGCUCAUUAUCCAUCCACUCUACCGAUCUUUCGACCGUGGCUAGACGACAAAACUUUCGAUGUUGAAGAUUGAGUUAUUUCAA